Messenger RNA from Andrographis paniculata, 661 nucleotides. RefSeq lists its product as uncharacterized. The transcript has 6 exons. The record is from RefSeq and is a predicted model, not a curated record. Bases 182 to 535 code for a protein of 117 amino acids. Lineage: Eukaryota; Viridiplantae; Streptophyta; Magnoliopsida; Lamiales; Acanthaceae.
AGGAGAGGGUGAAGCUUUCCAACUAUGGCGUCGCCGGAAAUGGAAGUUUCAAUUUCAGUGAGUUUCUUAGCCAUCCUUCGGGGAUUGAAGCAAUUUUGAAUACGAGAGCGUUGCAGAGCUGUCGAUGUGUUGAUUCCAAUUUGUACAGGUUCAGCUUCUUAAUUUUCGGGUUGCGCCGGUGAUGGACUUGCAAGUGAUUCCGACCAGUGAAGAUUGCACGGUUGAGAUGUUGUCUUGCAAGUUUGAGGGCUCUGAAGUUGUCGAGCAGCAGAAUAAAUACUUUUCGGCUUUUAUGAGAAAUCGUAUAAAAUGGGAAUGCACUGAAGCUGAGCAAUUCUUGGAUCUUGAUGUGAAGUUAAACGUCGUCCUUGAGAUCUACACAAUGCCGUUUGCUUUGCUGCCGGUAUCAGCUGUCGAGGGUCCAGGAAACAUAGUGAUGCAGGCUCUUCUCGAUCAGCUGGUGCCGUUACUCGUACAACAGCUGCUACAAGAUUACGAGGAAUGGAUCCAACAGCAAAGCCAACUUCUCGACUGAGUUAUCCGACUACCGUCGCAAGGUUCAUCCGGCAACUUUUAAAGUAGGACUCCAAUUAUUGUAUUUAUGAAGCUAUGGAUGUUUUCGGUUUUUGACAUAAGUAUAUAGUUUACAUUCAUUAUUCCA